GGGAACCCUUAAUGUAUGCAGUAGUUAUUGACAAUUCCGAUAAACCAAAAUCAUUCUGGGAUGAAUUACGAGAUAGUUAUCCGGAGUUUUCGCCAGCAAAAGAAAACCCUGCUAAUGAUAUUUUUGAAACUGAUAUAUGUAUUUUAUUCCCAAUUGCAGAGAUUACAUAUGACGGGCCAAUAAAUAAAGGCUUUAUGUUUAAUUUAAAUAAUGAAGAAGUGAAGGUCUUCAUAACAGAUAAUGUUGAAUAUGGACACUUUUUUGCUAAAAAACUACUGGCUGGCGGAAAAUUGAUUCUCAGGAAUUUUGCCGAUGCCAAACCUGUGCAAAUUGAGCAUUUAAAAUCACAUUUGGCAUGGGCACUUGAUUCAUAUCAUUUACGAAUAGAGAAUCCAUUUGAAGAUACAACAAUAAUCGAUUUUCCUAUUAUUGAGACAACAAAUAAAAGCUUUUUAAAAACUCCAAAAGAUCUAGCAAAAUGGAUUAGACGUUUGUAUGAAGACAAUGUAGCUGAAAUAAUAACAUAUGAAGAAAUUGUUCCAAUAUUUACAUUUCUAGGAAAAAAAAUAAAACAUAUGUAUAAUUCCAAUGCGUUUAUUAAUCGGUUGGUUCCAGGAAUCUCUAGUAAACAUAGAGAAAUCUCCAUGAAGGACUGGAUUGAUGAUAUACCUUUAAGAAAUUUACUUACAUGGAUUAAUAACGAUAAGCUCCCUAUUCAACAUGGAAUGUUAAUAAAUCAAUUUGGAGUCUCUUUAGCCAAAAAUCAAGCAUUAACUUUUACACAGGCACCAAUUGUCUCCAGAAGAAAUAAUUAUUAUUUGCAGCUUAUUCAACCUGAAACUCGUUUGGAAGAAACUUUUCUAAGAAAUAACAUUACUCAUAAACUGUAUUCAAUUCCAUUUUUUGAAGAUAUUUCGACAACACAAAUUGACAAUUUUUACUUAUUUUUAAAUAAUGAAAAAAUCGAAAUAUCCCUUGAUCAAUGCGUUGCUCCUUUGCCCGUCUUUAAGAAAGCUGUGGAGGACGCAAUUAGAAGUAUUCAUCCCUAUCGGGCGCUUCAAGAAGUGUUUAAUAAAUUUGGGUAUUUUCUGCCAAAUUCGGUUGUCUUAGGAAAUCAACUUCGCGAAAUAUUGAAAAAACAAAUGAAUAUUUCAAUUCAAGCGCUAACUAAAAAGAAAUUUGUGCCAUCAUCACAAGAAAACGUCGAUAAAAUACUCGAAUCUAUAAAGGAUCUUGAUCUUAAUUAUUUAUUAACACCAAAUGGACAAGUCGUAAUGAUGAACCAAAUAUUCGAUUGGUUUAGUGAAUUUGGAAAUAAUGAUGAGAAGUUAAAACUUAUUAGGAUUGAUCAAAUCACUCCGUUAUAUAAGAUUUUGAAUUAUAAAUUACAGAUUGAAGUAGAAACUAUUUUAGAAAACCGAUUAGAUUCCAGAAUCUUAUUAACAGGAGUAAAAACAUUUUAUGUAGAUGACAAUUCUACAGAGGCAUUUAUUCGCAUUGAUUUUGAUCAUUCAGUCCUGAAUAGUAGUUCUUAUGAUGUUUUUGGUGUUAUUCUUGACAAUGAAGAUGUAAGAUCUGCAGUAAAUUUUGAUUUAUUCGAUUGUUAUGGAUUUUCAGCGUUUGUUACUGUUGAAGAUAGCACAGCAAAGAAUAUUAGGGGAUGGCAUAUAAUCUGGAUGGUUAUUGGAAAACCUUCUUUGGUGGGAGCUUUCAGUACAAAUUAUCGAGAAACCAAGACCGUUUUUCAUAAAGCACCCGUUGACUUAACGGCAUGCAAUGAUGACAUGAUUUACAUACAUUUACCAUUUACGUUGACCAAAAAUUCAAUUAUUUUACUUUCUGCAUUAUAUCCACCUUCUAACAAUCCUCCAAAGCAGGACUUUAGUUUAAUUAGAUGGUCCAAAGAUAUUUUGGAAUUAAAGAUUACGACACUUAAUAUAGAUCAGACUCGGCUUUCUACGUUUUAUCUUAAUAUUUGCGCUAUUUAUCCCCGUGAAGAAAUGUUCUUUAAGGUCGAUUUUGGAGAAAAGAUAGUUACAUACAAUCUAUUUGGACACAAUCUUGAUGAUAAUAAUUAUGAUCAGUUUAUUGAUUUUAAUUUUUAUAAAAAUAUCUACUUAAACUGUUUGAAUGUGGAAUUUCCA
Racocetra persica is the source of this 2144-nucleotide messenger RNA. The record is from the annotation of a GenBank genome assembly. Lineage: Eukaryota; Fungi; Glomeromycota; Glomeromycetes; Diversisporales; Gigasporaceae.